AUGCAUCAGGGAAUAUACCCUAGGCAGAAACCGUACAAGUGUGCGACAUGCGGGAGAGGCUUCUGGCUCAGUACAAACUCUCACCAGCGCCAGAAGGAGCAGAGUGGAGAAAAACGCUUCACAAGUAGCGAACGUGCUAAGGAUGUCCUGGACAGCCAUGACCUCCUGCAGCAUCUGGCCACCCACAGCACGCGGAAGCCACACAGGAGCACCACGCACAAGGAGGCCUUCCACCCCAACUCUAGCUUCCAGCAGCAGCAGAGAGUCCAUGCCACGCAGAACCCCUUCAAGUGCAGCAACUGUGGGAAAGGCUUUCUAAAGGCCUUCAUGCUCCUAGACCACCUGCUCACUCACUCCAAAGAGAGACCCUGCAGAUGCCCAACAGGGGGAAAUGCCCCUAAAGAGAACUCCACCGUUGUUCAUCCCCAAAAAAAUCACACUGGAGAAACAUCCCAUGUGUGUACGGAAUGUGGGAAGGCCUUCAGCCACCUUUUUAAACUGAGUACACAUCAGAAAGCUCAUACUGGAAAACCGCAUCACAGUUGCAGUGAAUGCGGGAAAGCCUUCACCCGAAAACACUCCCUUGUUCAGCACCAGCGAGUUCACACUGGAGAACGGCCUUAUGAGUGUGGCCAGUGUGGGAAGGCCUUCACUCGCAGCUUCCAUGUUGUUCGGCAUCAGAAAGUUCACAACACAGAAAGGCCUUAUGAGUGCAGACAGUGCCGGAGAGUCUUUAGCUGUAUUGCCAAUUUUGUUGAGCACCAGAAAAUACACACUGGGGAAAGGCCGUAUGCGUGCAAUGAAUGUGGGAAAGCCUUCAUUAACAGCUCUCAUCUUGUUCGGCAUCAGAAAGUUCACAACACAGAGAGGCCUUUUGAGUGCAGCAAAUGUGGAAAAGCCUUCCGGCAAACCUCCAAACUUACUCUGCAUCAAAGGAGUCAUACGGGAGAAAAGCCUUAUAAAUGCAACCAGUGUGGGAAAGCCUUCAGUUGCCCCUCCAACCUUGUUCCACACCAGCGAAUUCAUACUGGAGAAAAGCCUUAUGAGUGCUCGGAAUGUGGAAAAGCCUUUAGUCAAAGCUCUGCCCUCAUUCAGCACCAGAAGGUUCACACCAGAGAAAGGCCUUAUGAGUGUAGUGAAUGUGGAAAAGCCUUCAGCUAUAGCUCGAACCUUGUUAAACACCAGAAAGUUCACACUGGAGAAAGGCCUUACGGGUGCAGCCAGUGUGGGAAAGCUUUCAGUGAGAGCUCCAUCCUCAGUCAGCACCAGAGAGUUCACACUGGAGAAAAGCCUUAUGAGUGUAACAAGUGUGGGAAAACUUUCCGCUACAGCUCAAACCUCUCUAAGCACCAGAAAGUUCAUACUGGAGAAGAGCCACCUGAGUGCAGUGGACAUAGGAAUGCCUUCAGCCAGAGUUCCAACCUCACUUGGCACCAUGAAGGUCAUACCAAAGAGAGGCCUUAG
Molecule: messenger RNA, 1464 nt
Organism: Neomonachus schauinslandi (Hawaiian monk seal)
Lineage: Eukaryota; Metazoa; Chordata; Mammalia; Carnivora; Phocidae
Product: zinc finger protein OZF-like
Exons: 1
Coding region: 1-1464 (487 amino acids)
Biological process (GO): negative regulation of transcription by RNA polymerase II; regulation of immune system process; regulation of cytokine production
Source: RefSeq, a predicted model, not a curated record